AUGUCAUUAAAGUUUAUUACCGAAGCAGCGAAUCUAUUAUUACAAACUACUUUGAGCGCAAAUGUUGGUUUCACAGAAAUAUCUAUAAAUAAGGAAAAAUUUAUAUUUACUUAUAAAGAAGAAGAAUUGUUAAAAUUGGUUGAACGUUUAGAGUUACUAAAAAAACAACAACGCGAACAAGAAUACGCGUUACAAAAACAACAACAGAUAUCAUUGUCAACAUUUGCAGAACCAACUGAUGAAGUUGAAUUAAAAAAACGAAUCGAUGAAAAAAACCAGAUUCUUUUAGAUUUACGAGCAAAAAAUUUAGUCAAGGAUAAGGCAAUUGAAUGUAUCGAAACGGGAAAAGUUAUAUUAACGAAUAUUUUUCCAGAAGGAUCUCAAUUGUCACCUCAAGCAUUAUGUCUCAAGGAUAUGAUAAAUGAGCGUGAUCGUCUUGUAGUAGAAAUUUUGAAAUCUCAUCAAGAAUUAUUAAAAGCGCAGACUGAGUUAAUAGAACUUCAACAAGCUGUCAUAAAGCGUCACAGAGAUAAUAGGCAAUUAAUGAAACAAAUCAAUGAUAUGCGUACAUCAAUCUCUGAUGAUUCUGAUAGCCAAGACACAAAAAUGAUUCAAAGGACAAAGAGAGAACUGGCCGAUGCUAGAGCAAAACGUGAAGUUGUUCGGAAUGUAUUACAGGGUUUAAUACUUGAGAGUGGAAUAGAUUGGGCAGAAGAUGAACAUUUAUUAAAUUUAUUGCUAAUGAUUG
Molecule: messenger RNA, 748 nt
Organism: Dentiscutata heterogama
Lineage: Eukaryota; Fungi; Glomeromycota; Glomeromycetes; Diversisporales; Gigasporaceae
Source: the annotation of a GenBank genome assembly